AUGGCGGACAAGGUCAAGCACCCCUCAUCGCUGCCCGAGCUGCAGGCCCUCUUUUCCAGCACCACAUAUGUCGCCGUCGACUUCUUCGCCGACUGGUGCCCGCCGUGCAAGCAGAUCGCGCCCAUAUGGCAAAAGCUGGCCGAGCAGCACAGCGUCCCCGGCCAGCUGGCCUUUGCCAAGGUGAAUGUGGACCAUGCACAGGACGUUGCCCGCGCCUACGGCAUCACCGCCAUGCCCACGUUCAUGUUCUUCAAGGAGGGCAAGCAGGUCGCUGUCCACGGCCAGGCCAAGGUCCAGGGCGCUGACCCGCGGGCCUUGAUGGCCGCUGCCGAAAAGCUGGGCGGUCUGGCGCAGAAGAGGGCUGCCGAGGCUGGAAAGGCAUAA
This is a messenger RNA of Pestalotiopsis fici W106-1, 384 nucleotides long. RefSeq names its product Thioredoxin-like protein. The transcript has a single exon. NCBI's taxonomy places the organism in Eukaryota, Fungi, Ascomycota, Sordariomycetes, Amphisphaeriales, Sporocadaceae. The record is from RefSeq and is a predicted model, not a curated record. Bases 1 to 384 code for a protein of 127 amino acids.